Molecule: messenger RNA, 4996 nt
Organism: Bufo bufo (common toad)
Lineage: Eukaryota; Metazoa; Chordata; Amphibia; Anura; Bufonidae
Gene: TTC21B
Product: tetratricopeptide repeat domain 21B
Exons: 29
Coding region: 85-4053 (1322 amino acids)
Biological process (GO): protein localization to cilium; intraciliary retrograde transport
Cellular component (GO): intraciliary transport particle A
Molecular function (GO): protein binding
Source: RefSeq, a predicted model, not a curated record
UCCGGUGGGCGGGGUCACAAGACUGGUCAAUGUUUGGCCGUGGUGUCCGCUCGGUCUGAGGCAGCAUCCUGUCAUACCGGCCCCAUGGCUACGGAGGCUGCAGCCUCCUCCUCCAGUGCCCAGGCAUUACUCAAUUACUACUGCCAGGAAAAGUACUUUCAUCAUGUGCAGGCCGCAGCUAAUGAAUGUCUCAAGGACUACAUUAAUGAUCCGGUAUUCCUCUUUUUCCGGGCCUUUGGGAUGUUAAUGGAAGAUCAAGUGUCCGAGUCCAUCCGAGAACUGGAGAUGAUAAAAGACAAGGUGGACGUUUCUCUGUGUUCUGUGAUGGCUUUGAUUUAUGUGCACAAGAAGAGUUCGCAACCAGACAGAGAAGCGAUUCAAGACCUGGAAAUGCGGAUGAAAGAACAUCGAAAGUCGGCGUCACCUAGAGCCUUAUAUUACGCGGGGUUGUUCCUGUGGCACGUGGAGCGCCACGAUAAAGCUCGGGAGUAUAUUGACAGGAUGAUCAAAAUAUCAAAUGGAGACAGAGAUGGAUUGGUUUUGAAAGGGUGGCUGGAUCUGACCUGUGGGAGAGAAGCCUACGCCAAAAAAGCUCUGAAGUACUUGGAGGAAGGACUGCACGAUGAGAUGGAUGUGUUUGCUAUGAUGGGAAAGGCUCACUAUUACGAGCUGCGACAGAAUUAUUCCGGAGCCUUGGAAGCCGUGAACAAAAUCCUCGCCAGCGAUCCAGGCUUCACCCCGGCUCUCAUUAAGAAAAUGAAGCUACAACUGGCUCUGCAGGAUUGGGAACAGACCGCGGAGACUGCGCUAAGGUUACUACAGAAGGACAAUCAUAACCUGGAAGCCAUCAGGAUGUUGGGUCUUCAUUACUUGUGCCGAGAAGGAAAUGUUCAUGAGGCGACCACUAAGCUGGGAGAUUUAAUCAGUGCUUUGGACCGCUUUGAACCCCACAACGCCCACCUGUAUUACAGCAUGUCACUGGCUUUUAGCAAAAUGUGUGAACGUAACCAGCUCAUCCUUCAGCAAACCCAAACCAUGGUGGAACGUGCAGUCAAUUUGGCCCCUCAUGAUGCCACAUUUGCCACAGAGCUCGGCUACCAGCUUGUCCUACAAGGCCGGGUUAAGGAAGCAUUAAAGUGGUACAAAGCGGCAAUGAGUCUCGAUGAGUCCAGCGUCUCCGCACUUACUGGUAUUAUUCGAUGUCAGGUGCUGGAGGGACAACUACAAGAUGCUGAUCAGCAGCUGGAAUUUCUGAUGGAGAUUCAGCAGUCUAUUGGAAAGUCUGGGGAAUUAUCUUACUUACGGGCUGUUUUGGCCAUAAAGAAGCAGAAGAAACAAGAAGAGGUUAUCCAUUUGUUAAAAGACGUCCUUGACAAUCACUUCUCUUCUUUGCAAGGCUUGCCUCUCGGGAUCCAGUACUUUGAGACAUUAAACCCAGAUUUCUUACUUGAAAUAAUAAGGGAAUAUUUAAGUUUUUGCCCCAACCAGCCCCCAGCAGCCGGCCAGCCCGUCUGCUCCCUCUUGAAGCACUGUACCUCCGUCCUGGAAACAAUAGUGAAGACUGCUCCAGGUCUACAACAAGCCGUGUUUCUGAUUGCAAAGGUGAAAUAUUUAGCAGGUGACGUUGAAGCGGCUCAGAGCAGCCUGCAGCUCUUUCUGGACCAUAAUCCGUCAUAUGCUGAUGCACAUCUUCUGAUGGCUCAGGUUUAUUUGUAUCAGGACAACUUGAAGCUGUGUUCUCACUCUCUAGAGCUAUGUCUGAGUUAUAGCUUUGAGAUACGUGAAUAUCCGCUCUACAAUCUGCUUAAAGCUCAGACCCAGAAACGAAUGGGAGAAAUUCAGGAGGCCAUCAAAACGCUGCAGAUAGCCAUGAGCUUACCCGGGAUGAAAAAGGCUGGAUCCUCCCUGAAAUCAAAAGGAAGAAAAAUAGAAGUCAGUGCGAGUGACAGAGUGUCCAUCUUCCUGGAGCUUGUAGACUGUCAUCGUAGGAAUGGGGAGCAGCACGAAGCAGCUAAAGUCUUACAAGAUGCGAUCAAUGAAUUCUCGGGGACACCGGAGGAACUUCGCGUCAUGAUAGCCAAUGCGGAGCUGGCGCUGACACACGGGGACGUGGACCAAGCUUUAUCCAUGCUCCGGAACGUUUCUCCAGAGCAGCCUUAUUAUGUCCAGACCAAGGAGAAGAUGGCUGACAUCUACCUGCAGCACCGGAAGGAUAAGAAGCUCUACAUCAGCUGCUAUAGAGAUCUGGUAGAGAAAAUACCUGGCUCUCAUACAUACCUCCUCCUGGGAGACGCCUAUAUGAAUAUUCAGGAGCCCGAAAAAGCCAUUGAGAUAUAUGAACAGGCAUUGAGGAAGAAUCCUACAGAAGGAGCCCUGGCCAGUAAGAUUGGGAAAGCCUUGAUCAAGACUCAUAACUACACCAAGGCGAUCAGCUACUAUGAAACCGCCCUGAAAAGCAGUCAUCAGAACUUCCUCCGUUACGAUUUGGCAGAGCUCUUACUUAAACUGAGGCAAUAUGAAAAAGCAGAGAAGGUCCUCCAGCAGGCGCUGGAUCAUGAGACUGUGAAUGAAUUAUCACCACUUAUGGACGACAGCCGCUAUUUUGUUCUUCUUGCCAAAACCUACGGCAAGAUGGAAAAGACAGAAGAUGCAAUUGUUUCUUUACAAAGGGCCCGAGAGAUACAAGCCAGGGUGCUGAAGGGAGCUCAGCUUGAACAGCCAGAUGCCGUUCCUGUCCAGAAGUCUCUGGCAGCAGAGAUUUCGGCAGAAAUCGCCAGACAUGCCGCAGUCCAGCGAGACUAUGAAAAGGCAAUCAAAUUUUAUAAAGAAGCACUAGUUUACUGCGAAACAGACAAUAAGGUUAUUAUGGAGCUGGCACAUCUGUAUCUUGCUCAAGAUGACAUUGAUUCCUGCCAGCAGCAGUGCGCCCUCCUACUGAAGAACGACCAACACAAUGAGGCAGCUGCGAUGAUGAUGGCGGAUCUGAUGUUCAGGAAGCAGGACUACGAGCAGGCUGUAUUCCACUUUCAGCAACUUUUGGAAUGCAAGCCAGAUAAUUAUGCUACUCUUUCUCGCUUGAUUGACCUCUUGAGAAGAGCUGGAAAACUUGAAGAAAUACCAAAGUUUAUCGAUAUGGCAGAAAAUCACUCAUCUAGAGCAAAGCUGGAACCCGGCUUCCACUACUGCAGAGGGUUGUAUCUAUGGUACACCGGAGAGCCUAAUGACGCCCUUCGACAUUUCAAUAAAGCGCGCAAAGACAGCGACUGGGGACAGAGCGCUAUCUAUAACAUGAUUGAGAUCUGCUUGAAUCCUGAUAAUGAGACAGUAGGAGGAGAGGUCUUUGACAAUCUGGAUGGCGACAUGGGGAAUUCCACCGAAAAGCAGGAAUCUGUGCAGCUCGCUGUCAGAACUGCCGAGAAACUUCUGAAAGAGCUAAAGCCACAGACUCUCCAGGGUCACAUCCAGCACCGGAUCAUGGAGAAUUAUUGCCUAAUGGCAACCAAGCAGAAAGCGAAUGUAGAGCGAGCUCUGAACACAUUUACAGAAGUGGCUGCGGCAGAGAAGGACCAUGUGCCCGCUCUUUUGGGUAUGGCCACGGCUUACAUGAUAUUAAAGCAAACCCCAAGGGCGAGGAACCAGUUGAAAAGAAUUUCUAAAAUGAACUGGAACCCAACAGACGCAGAGGAGUUUGAAAAGAGUCUGCUGCUUCUGGCCGACAUUUACAUUCAGUCAGGAAAACACGACAUGGCGGGAGAGCUCCUGAAACGCUGCCUCCGUCAUAACCGGUCCUGCUGCAAGGCGUAUGAAUACACUGGGUACAUCAUGGAAAAAGAACAAGCCUAUAAAGAUGCCGCCAGCAACUAUGAGCUGGCCUGGAAGUACGGGAACCAGACAAACCCCACAGUCGGGUACAAAUUGGCCUUUAACUAUCUGAAAGCAAAGAGAUAUGUAGACGCAAUCGAUGUUUGUCACAAGGUCUUAGAAGUCCACCCAACGUAUCCAAAAAUAAGAAAAGACAUUCUUGACAAAUCCAGAGCUGCGCUGCGGAAUUGAGGAGAUAUCUGGAAACUAUUAGAACGGUCAGGACUGAACAAUCCAGUCACUCGCUGUAUGGUCCAAGCAGGGUUCUGGUCUCAUCCAUGCAGGGUCUGUACUGAAGCUACUUUUGGGAAUGUGCCGCUUCAUGGAUUUAAUAAGCCUAGGAAUGGACGAGAAGACCAAAAAAAAAAACAGGACGGCGUGUGUAACGGAGUCAUAGUAGUUUUGCACAAAAUAAAAAAGUAGAGAUACGGCUUAGCUAAAAUGGUAGAGCUUAGCUCAUCUGGCCCCCAUGGCAGACUGCCUCCCAGCAGUGCAAUCCUCGCCUGGGAGAGGUGCAUCAUAACAAGGUAAAAAUGGGGGAGAUACCUAGGGCAACCAAUCAGGCUGCUGCUUUUAUUUUUUAACAAGAUUUUGCACACUGAGAAUUGGAAUUUGAUUGGUUGCUGUAGUAAGAUCCUCUGUUUCCUCUGCACUUGCCACAUUUUGAUUAAAGAGGACCUCUAGCCUCUCCUGACAUGCCUGUUACAGUAACUACUUGCAUUCCCCUUGUAAUAACAAUUCUGGAGCAUCUAUUGCUAUGACUCUAUGUUGUGCCAUUCCUUUAUUAUUCCUGCUAGAAGUUAUAAAUUUUGGAAUUUUGUUAGAAGCUUGCAGUAAAUGUACGGAUGGGGGUUACCAGUUAGGGGGGGGGGGGUGUCUCUGAACAAUCUGACACUGGCAGCAGUGAUUGGACAGUCAGAGACAUAUCAUCUACUAGUAACACCCUGCAGUACCUUUGCUGCAUUUUUUUUUUACUUCUAGCAGGAAUAAUGCAGGAAUGACACAGCACAGAAUCAUAAAAAUAGAUGCUCCAGAGUUAUUACAUAGAAACAUAGAAUGUGUCGGCAGAUAAGAACCAUUUGGCCCAUCUAGUCUGCCCAAUAUACUAAAUACUAUGGAUAGCCCCUGGCCCUAU